Theobroma umbraticum is the source of this 966-nucleotide messenger RNA. The record is from RefSeq and is a predicted model, not a curated record. NCBI's taxonomy places the organism in Eukaryota, Viridiplantae, Streptophyta, Magnoliopsida, Malvales, Malvaceae.
AUGAAGGAAGAGCUAGAAAUAUUCAACAACGAAGAGAUAGAAGAAGUUUCUACUGACCAUGGAGAAACUCUUAUUGUUCGUGGUAACCUUAACACUACUACGAUGACUAAAGAUGAAAGUUGGCUUCAUCAUAACAUAUUCUAUACAAAGUGCACAUCCCAAGGGAAGGUUUGUAAUGUCAUUAUUGAUAGUGGAAGCUGUGAAAAUAUUGUUGCCAACUACAUGGUGGAAAAGUUGAAACUUCCAAGUGAAAUACAUCCUCAUCGUUACAAGUUACAAAGGCUGAGAAAAGGAAACAAAGUUAAGGUAACAAAGUGUUGUUGUGUUCAAUUCUCUAUUGGAAAUAAGUAUGUAGAUAAAGUCUGGUGUGAUGUCAUCCCAAUGGACGCAUGUCGCUUAUUGUUAGGAUGCCCAUGGCAAUAUGAUCGUCGAGCUCACCAUGAUGGAUACAAGAAUACUUAUUCCUUCAUCAAAGAUGGAGCAAAAAUUAUGUUGACUCCAUUAAAUCUAGAGGACCGACCAAAGAAACAAGAGGAAGAUAAAGCACUUAUCACUAUGUUUGGCUUAAACAAAGCUUAUCGUGAGUCAAACCAUUUAUGUCUCUUAUUCUUUAAGGAGAAUAAAGUAUCUUCGCCUUUAUCCAAGGAUGGUCAAAUAGAAUUGGUCAACAAAAAUUUGGAAAACUUAUUGAAAAGCCUUGUGGGCAACCAUGCCAUUAACAAGACUACAAUUAAGUAUGAUUUUCCUAUCCCUCAAUUGGAUGACAUGCUCAUUGGUUUUAAGGUGAUUUUGAAGAUCGAUUUGAAGAAAGGAUAUCAUCAGAUUAGAAUGCGACUUGGAGAUGAAUGGAAGACAACCUUCAAAACACCAGAUGAGUUAUUUAAAUGGUUGGUGUGGACUAUGAUAGUAUAUGGAUCCAAACAUGGACUAUGUCCUAGCCUAUUCAUUGGAGUCGAGUUCUUUUGA